AGUGAAUGAUAGUGUCUAGAAAGGGUAUGUCCCUUCAGGAGAGAGGUGCCAAUGUCCAACCGGCCUAAUAACAAUCCAGGGGGGUCACUGCGACGUUCACAGAGGAACACUGCUGGGGCCCAGCCACAAGACGACGCAGUAGGAGGAAGGUCACAUUUAGGGCAGGCAAAACAUAAGGCACAUAGCCCUCCUGAGAGUAGAAAAUCUAUUUCAAAGACACCCAAAGUGCAGUCUAAUACUACUACUGAGCAGUCCAAGGGACACUUUUCUAAAAGAGGCUGUAGUUCAUCUGCUGUUUUAAUACCACAACAAGAAGAUCCAGAAAGAGUCAAUACUUCAGAAAAGCAAAAAACGGGGCAAGUGCCUAAGAAAGACAAUUCUCGAGGAGUUAAACGCAGUGCUAGUCCAGAUUACAGGAGGACCAAUUCUCCUAGCUCUGCUAAAAAACCCAAAGCACUUCAACACACUGAAACUUCCUUGGAAACUAACAAGCCACAUACUAAAUCUAAGAGAAGACACUUAGACCAAGAACAGCCGAAGUCUACACAAUUGCCAUCAACAAGCAAGGCUCACACCAGAAAGGGUGGAGCUGCUGGUAGCUCCCGAAGUCAGAAAAGGAAAAGGACAGAGAAUCUGUCUUGUAUAAAGAGUGGUUCAGCCGUUGAAUCAACUGGCGCUGAAGAGAAGUCAGCAAAACUCUCCAAGCUGGCUUCAAAAUCGGUGACCUCAGCCAAAGCUGGGUGUAGCACCAUCACUGAUUCUUCUUCUUCAGCUUCCACAUCAUCCUCUUCUUCUGCUGCUGCCUCUGCUUCUUCUACUGUUCCUCAGGGUGCCAGAGUGAAACAGGGAAAGGACCAGAAUAAGGCUAGACGUUCCCGUUCUGCAUCCAGCCCCAGUCCAAGGAGGAGUAGCAGGGACAAAGAACCAAGCUCUUCCAAGUCAGAGACAUCAAAACCUGGACCUUCAGGACUGCAGGCUAAGCUAGCAAGUUUAAGAAAAUCUACAAAGAAGCGCAGUGAAUCACCACCUGCUGAGCUCCCCAGUUUGCGGCGGAGCACACGGCAAAAGACCACGGGCUCCUGUGCUAGCACCAGUCGGCGAGGCUCUGGCCUGGGCAAAAGAGGAGCAGCUGAAGCUCGCCGACAGGAGAAGAUGGCUGAUCCUGACAACAACCAGGACGGAGUUAACUCUUCAGCUGCGCGUACAGAUGAGACUCCCCAGGGAGCUGCAGCUUCUAGUUCUGUUGCUGGAGCUGUAGGUAUGACAACCUCUGGAGAAAGUGAGUCAGAUGAUUCUGAGAUGGGAAGACUACAAGCUCUAUUAGAGGCUAGGGGUCUUCCUCCUCACCUGUUUGGCCCUCUUGGUCCUCGGAUGUCGCAGCUCUUCCACAGGACAAUUGGAAGUGGAGCUAGUUCAAAAGCCCAACAGCUUUUACAAGGUCUCCAAGCCACAGAUGAAAGUCAGCAACUACAGGCAGUGAUUGAGAUGUGCCAACUGUUGGUCAUGGGAAAUGAAGAAACAUUAGGAGGAUUUCCAGUCAAGAGUGUUGUACCAGCUUUGAUAACACUGCUGCAGAUGGAGCACAACUUUGACAUUAUGAACCAUGCAUGCCGGGCCUUAACGUAUAUGAUGGAAGCACUUCCCAGAUCAUCUGCUGUAGUGGUAGAUGCAAUUCCUGUCUUCUUGGAAAAGCUGCAAGUUAUUCAGUGCAUUGAUGUGGCAGAGCAGGCGCUUACAGCCUUAGAGAUGUUAUCACGCAGGCAUAGUAAAGCUAUUCUGCAGGCAGGUGGGUUGGCAGACUGUUUGCUGUAUCUGGAAUUCUUCAGUAUAAAUGCACAGAGGAAUGCAUUAGCUAUUGCUGCCAACUGCUGCCAGAGUAUAACACCUGAUGAGUUUCACUUUGUGGCAGACUCUUUGCCACUGCUUACGCAAAGGUUAACCCAUCAGGACAAAAAAUCUGUUGAAAGCACUUGUCUCUGUUUUGCAAGGCUAGUGGACAACUUCCAGCAUGAGGAGAACUUGCUCCAGCAGGUUGCUUCCAAGGACUUGUUGACAAAUAUCCAGCAACUCUUGGUAGUGACACCUCCUAUCCUGAGCUCAGGAAUGUUCAUCAUGGUGGUGCGCAUGUUUUCCUUAAUGUGCUCCAAUUGUCCUACGCUUGCAGUCCAGCUUAUGAAGCAAAAUAUUGCAGAAACGCUUCACUUCCUCCUUUGUGGAGCCUCAAAUGGGAGUUGUCAAGAACAAAUUGAUCUUGUUCCACGAAGUCCUCAAGAACUUUAUGAGCUUACUUCUCUCAUCUGUGAACUGAUGCCUUGUCUGCCGAAAGAGGGAAUCUUUGCUGUUGAUACUAUGCUGAAGAAAGGAAAUGCGCAAAAUACAGAUGGUGCAAUAUGGCAGUGGCGAGAUGACAGGGGUCUCUGGCAUCCCUAUAACAGGAUUGAUAGUCGAAUAAUAGAGGCGGCUCAUCAGGUUGGUGAGGAUGAGAUAAGCCUGUCUACACUUGGGCGUGUCUAUACUAUUGAUUUUAAUUCUAUGCAGCAAAUAAAUGAGGAUACUGGAACAGCACGUGCCAUUCAGCGAAAACCAAACCCUUUAGCCAAUGCAAACACUAGUGGACAUUCAGAAUUGAAGAAGGAUGAUGCUCGAGCACAGCUUAUGAAAGAGGACCCAGAACUGGCAAAAUCCUUUAUCAAAACAUUGUUUGGUGUUCUUUAUGAAGUAUAUAGUUCUUCAGCUGGACCUGCUGUUAGACACAAGUGCCUUAGAGCAAUUCUUAGGAUAAUUUAUUUUGCUGAUGCUGAACUUCUGAAGGAUGUGCUGAAAAACCAUGCUGUUUCAAGUCAUAUUGCCUCCAUGCUGUCAAGUCAAGACCUUAAGAUAGUAGUUGGAGCCCUGCAGAUGGCAGAGAUUUUGAUGCAAAAGUUGCCUGACAUUUUUAGUGUUUACUUCAGAAGAGAAGGGGUGAUGCAUCAAGUGAAAAACUUAGCAGAGUCUGAAGCUUUGCUAACGAGCCCACCGAAAGUAUGCACGAAUGGAUCGGGAACACUGGGUACCACUACAACAAUAACUACUGGAACAGCCACUGCUGCCAGUAACGCAGCUGCUGAUUUGGGCUCUCCCAGCUUACAACACAGCCGGGAGGAUUCUUUGGAUCUGAGCCCACAGGGACGACUGAGUGAUGUUCUAAAGAGAAAAAGACUGCCAAAACGAGGGCCAAGGAGACCAAAAUACUCUCCUCCAAGAGAUGAUGACAAAGUAGACAAUCAAGCUAAAAGCCCUACAACUACUCAAUCUCCUAAAUCUUCCUUCUUGGCAAGUUUAAAUCCUAAAACAUGGGGAAGAUUAAGCACACAGUCCAAUAGUAAUAAUAUUGAACCAGCACGAACAGCAGGAGUAAGUGGUCUUGCAAGGGCUGCUUCCAAGGAUACCAUUUCCAAUAACAGAGAAAAAAUUAAGGGCUGGAUUAAGGAGCAAGCCCAUAAAUUCGUAGAACGUUAUUUUAGUUCUGAAAACAUGGAUGGAAGCAAUCCUGCACUAAAUGUAUUACAGAGACUUUGCACUGCAACAGAACAACUCAACCUCCAGGUGGAUGGUGGAACAGAGUGCCUUGUAGAAAUCCGUAGCAUUGUCUCGGAGUCUGACGUCUCCUCAUUUGAAAUCCAGCAUAGUGGGUUUGUUAAACAACUGCUGCUUUAUUUGACAUCUAAAAGUGAGAAAGAUGCUGUAAGCAGGGAUAUCAGAUUGAAAAGAUUUCUUCAUGUAUUUUUUUCUUCUCCACUUCCUGGAGAAGAACCCCUUGGAAGAUUAGAGCCAUUAGAAAAUGCACCUUUGUUGGCAUUAGUCCAUAAAAUGAACAAUUGCCUCAGUCAGAUGGAACAGUUUCCUGUCAAAGUGCAUGACUUUCCUAGUGGAAAUGGAACAGGGAGCAGAGGAUCCCAAGCUUUAAAAUUCUUCAAUACACAUCAAUUAAAAUGCCAACUGCAAAGACAUCCAGACUGUGCUAAUGUGAAACAGUGGAAAGGUGGACCUGUGAAGAUUGAUCCUCUGGCUUUGGUACAAGCCAUUGAAAGAUACCUUGUGGUUAGAGGCUAUGGAAGAGUUAGAGAAGAUGAUGAGGAUAGUGAUGAUGAUGGGUCAGAUGAAGAAAUAGAUGAAUCUUUGGCUGCUCAAUUCUUAAAUUCAGGGAACGUGAGACAUAGACUGCAAUUUUAUAUUGGAGAUCACUUGCUGCCAUAUAAUAUGACUGUGUAUCAAGCAGUUAGGCAGUACAGUUUGCAAGCUGAGGAGGAGAGGGAGUCUACAGAUGAUGAAAGCAACCCAUUAGGAAGAGCUGGGAUUUGGACAAAAACACAUACCAUUUGGUACAAACCUGUGCGAGAGGAUGAAGAUGGUAAUAAGGACUGUGUUGGUGGUAAAAGAGGAAGAGCGCAAACUGCUCCCACGAAAACCUCCCCUAGAAAUUCUAAAAAGCAUGAUGAAUUGUGGCAUGAUGGUGUAUGUCCUUCGGUGUUAAAUCCUCUAGAAGUUUACCUCGUAUCUACUCCACCUGAAAACAUAACAUUUGAAGAUCCCUCAUUAGACGUUAUUCUUCUUUUGAGAGUUUUACAUGCUAUCAGUCGAUACUGGUAUUACUUGUAUGAUAAUGCAAUCUGCAAGGAGAUAAUUCCAACCUCAGAGUUUAUCAACAGUAAACUGACAGCAAAAGCAAACAGGCAGCUUCAGGAUCCUUUGGUAAUUAUGACAGGAAACAUACCAACUUGGCUGACAGAACUUGGAAAAACAUGCCCAUUUUUCUUUCCAUUUGAUACCCGCCAAAUGCUGUUUUAUGUAACUGCUUUUGAUCGUGAUCGAGCCAUGCAAAGACUACUGGAUACUAAUCCAGAAAUCAAUCAGUCGGAUUCUCAGGAUAGCAGAGUGGCACCACGACUGGACAGGAAAAAACGCACUGUGAACAGAGAUGAGCUGUUGAAACAGGCAGAAUCUGUGAUGCAGGAUCUAGGCAGUUCAAGAGCCAUGUUGGAAAUCCAGUAUGAGAAUGAAGUUGGCACAGGCCUAGGCCCCACGCUAGAGUUCUAUGCACUUGUAUCUCAGGAACUACAGAGAGCAGACUUAGGCCUUUGGAGGGGAGAAGAAGUGACUCUAGCCAAUCCAAAAGGAAGCCAGGAAGGUACCAAGUACAUCCAUAACCUUCAAGGCCUUUUUGCACUUCCUUUUGGUAGGACAGCCAAGCCAGCUCACAUUGCAAAAGUUAAAAUGAAGUUCCGCUUUCUGGGAAAACUAAUGGCCAAGGCAAUCAUGGAUUUUAGGCUGGUGGACCUUCCUCUUGGACUUCCUUUUUAUAAAUGGAUGUUACGACAGGAAACUUCCCUGACGUCACAUGACUUGUUCAGUAUUGAUCCAGUAGUAGCCAAAUCAAUAUAUCACCUUGAAGAUAUUGUAAGACAAAAGAAAAGACUUGAACAGGACAAAACACAGACCAAAGAAAGUCUACAGUAUGCAUUGGAGGCUCUGACUAUGAAUGGCUGCUCUGUGGAAGAUCUAGGGCUGGACUUCACACUUCCUGGGUUUCCUAAUAUAGAACUGAAAAAAGGGGGAAAAGAUACACCAGUCACCAUCCACAAUUUAGAGGAGUAUCUCAGAUUGGUUAUAUUCUGGGCACUAAAUGAAGGUGUUGCCAGACAGUUUGACUCAUUCAGAGAUGGAUUUGAAUCAGUCUUCCCCCUCAGUCAUCUUCAGUACUUCUAUCCUGAGGAGUUGGAACAGCUCUUGUGCGGCAGCAAAACAGAUACUUGGGAUGCGAAGACUUUGAUGGAAUGUUGCAGGCCAGAUCACGGUUACACACAUGACAGUCGAGCAGUGAAGUAUCUCUUUGAAAUUCUCAGUAGCUUUGAUAGCGAGCAGCAAAGACUGUUUCUUCAGUUCGUGACAGGUAGUCCCAGACUGCCUGUAGGAG
This is a messenger RNA of Antrostomus carolinensis (chuck-will's-widow), 5953 nucleotides long. It is a transcript of the gene TRIP12, whose product is annotated as thyroid hormone receptor interactor 12. Lineage: Eukaryota; Metazoa; Chordata; Aves; Caprimulgiformes; Caprimulgidae. The record is from RefSeq and is a predicted model, not a curated record. Gene Ontology annotation, cellular component: nuclear speck. The transcript is spliced from 41 exons. Gene Ontology annotation, molecular function: zinc ion binding; ubiquitin protein ligase activity. Gene Ontology annotation, biological process: DNA damage response; proteasome-mediated ubiquitin-dependent protein catabolic process; protein polyubiquitination. The annotation marks the transcript as partial.